AUGGCCAGUGAGGACACAGGUUCCGAGGCAGUACUGUUUGAGGAACCUCCGGAAGGUGGUGGGGUGCAGAAAGUGUGCGUUUUUGCUUUCAAGGUUUUCCUCGGAAACCCGCACAUCUGUAACUGCCCCACGUUUCAGAAAAGACGGGAGCUGUGCAGGCACAUCUGCUGGAUCUUGUUGAAAAAAUUCAAGCUCCCAAGGAAUCAUGAAUACGCUUUGCAGCUGGGCCUGGUGGAAGGAGAGAUCGACGACCUGCUUCGGGGGGUGGGCCGCCUGCCAUCGGCCCCCAAACCAGCCAACGACCCGCGUGCGCACACGGAAGGCGACGGGGGCGUGAAGCGGAAGGAGGUGGGCCCAGAGGACAUCUGCUCCAUCUGCCAGGAGCUGCUGCUGGAGAAGAGGCUCCCUGUCACCUUUUGCAGGUUCGGCUGUGGCAAUAACGUGCACAUCAAAUGCAUGAAGAUCCUGGCCAAGUACCAGGACGCAGUAUCCAGCACGUCUAUGCUGAAAUGUCCGCUGUGCCGGGAAGACUUUGCACCCUUAAGCCUGAUCUUGGAGGAAUUCAAAAACGCGAGCAAACUGGUGACCGUGGCGGAGAAGGAGCGGCUGGACAAGCAGCUGGGCAUCCCCUGCAACAGCUGCAGGCUGUGCCCGAUCGAGGGGCGGUGUUACAAGUGCACCCAGUGCGAGGAGUACCACCUGUGCCAGGACUGCUUCCCCAGCUGCAGCCACGGCUCCCACGCGUUCACUUUCCGGGAGAAGAGAAAUCAAAGAUGGAAAUUGCUAGAAAAGAGAUCCGAUGAGACUGGAAAAUACAGAGAUAUUAGCAAUGACAUAGAAGAACAGACACCACAUUUUCAAGAAAAGCCAGGCCAGGUGCACACGCCCAGGCCCGUGGUGCGGUCGCUGCCCCUGCUGAUGAUCACGAAGAACAGCAAGCUGCUGGGGCCCGGCUUCCAGUGCCGCCUCUGCCUGCAGGCCUUCUGCCCCAGCCAGUACGCCAGGCUGCUCCCCUGCUCCCACAAGUUUCACAGGAAAUGUAUCGACAGCUGGUUAUUGCACAAGAGCAACGCCUGCCCCAUUGACGGACAAGUCAUCUACAACCCUCUGCUCUGGAAAGACACAGCCGUGAACGGACGCGGACACCGCUCCGUCCCAAACACAGGGGCCGCCUACCUGUCGAAGCAGGAGCAACCAGGGCUCUUUGUUCCUGGUACCGGGUUAGUCAUAAAACAACACGGAGCUGGGACUUUGCCUAGCAUCCACCAACGUAACUCUGAAACGUCAAAGACGCCUCAGCGUCCCACAGACAUCCACCAGGAAAUGACCACAGGUGACCUGUACGCUAUCAACGUAGACGAUGCAAAUUCAAGAAGAUUAAUCUACGAGUAUAAAAUCAGGCAACACUUCCCCCGGUAUUUUCACGAUUUACCCACAGGAUCCUUUGGGAGAAUACCAUCUCAAACAUUUCUUCCUUCUAUCGCUCGCGAGAAUAACAUCUGUCCCCCUGGAACGGGAGGCCCCCGGGUCAACGACGCCGGUCAAAGCCAGAAGCUGACCAAAGGCUCUCAACGUAUCAACCACAAUCUGAAGAAGAUUCUUGGUGCCAACAUCAGAGAGGAAAACAGGAGACCAAACACUCCAGAAGAUUCCGAUCUUAUUGUCAGUUGGGGUACAACUGAACUUGGUUUGUCUACGAGGUGUGCUAACUGUGUGAGGAAACUUAGAAAUAAAUGCCAUCAUCAGUCAAGAAGGCCUGUGCCUCACCCUUUAUAUAAAACAUUGGAAGGAGUUCAGUUAUCAAAAUACACGUUUGGCUAACAUCAGAAUUUUCUAAUAUCCGGAUAUUGAACAUAAAAUGUUUUCUUUGUAGAACAUAAAACAAUACUUUGACAAAUGGGUAUAAAAUUCUCUGUUGUCAUUUUGCCUAUUUGUCCAUGAAGAACUAACUACACAUAAAGGAAAUUAGUUCACUCUUUAUAAGACUUAAAGUGUUAGGUGUUUUGAUGAGUAUGUUCAGGAUGUUA
Myotis davidii is the source of this 2027-nucleotide messenger RNA. RefSeq names its product zinc finger, SWIM-type containing 2 (gene ZSWIM2). The record is from RefSeq and is a predicted model, not a curated record. Lineage: Eukaryota; Metazoa; Chordata; Mammalia; Chiroptera; Vespertilionidae. Gene Ontology annotation, molecular function: ubiquitin protein ligase activity; zinc ion binding.